UGAUGAUGGUGGCUUAAUAAUCUCAAGCGAUGAAGAUGAUGAAUCAAGUGUCGACUCUAGUGAUAGUGACGAGGAUGAUGAGAUCGAUGUUGUUUUAGAUGAUAGUAGUGAUGAUGCCAGUAGUGAUAGUAGCGAUGAAAGUCAUGACUAGGAGAUCGAAUUUAAUUUGUUACUGUAAAAUGAAUACUUAAAUUUGCUUGUAGUUGUGUAAUUGUCGGUUGAAUUUGAUUGUCAUUGUAAAAUCAAUUAAAGAGUUUGUCGUUUUAUUGUUAAUCUUGUUACAUCUCAUUAUACUUGUAAUUUUUAUAAUGUUAAUAAUAUCAUGGCAUGUGACUGACAUCUUUUUCAGGUGGAAAUGGUGGGAGGGAAAAAAGGAGAAUCAUCAAAGAAAAAUAAGGGAAAGGAGAAAAGGCAAGUUGUCAUUUAUGAUGACGACGAGGAAAUGGUGGACGUGGAGGACGCGGCAGAUUUGGGUGACAAUGAGGAUCCUCAAACACAAAUGCAGAUACAUCAUCAUGAGCAACAGCUUCAGGGGCAACAAGCCUCACAGUCUUCUAAGUUGGUGGUAUUAGACCCUGCCACUUGCUGGUAUGUAUGUAGUUGUAAUUUCAUUCCCUUUCUACCCAUAUUUCUUAUCACUGACCUAUGUAUUACUCUAACAUAAACUAUUUAUUUAUUAUUUGUUCAUGAUUCACAUUAAAAUAGGUUUGACGAUAAACCUGUGAGAAACGCCGUCUCUAACACCCUAACAGGUUACUAUCGAGCUGCUUGGAGGAAUUACGGAGAGGUUGAUAAGAAGACGAAGGAUCAUUGGUGGAACUUGUUUUGCGUAUGACAUUUUAUACUUAUAGCUAUGCAUGUAUUACUAAAUGUAUUGAUGGAGUUAUGUUUCAUAAUUUUAAAUGUUUUUCAUAUGCAGAAACAAUGCACAUGGGCACCUGAGUUAAACGACCACGUGAAGCGAACCUUCGAAGUCAAGUUCGCAGAUCGGCUGAAGGACAUGUUUCACGCAGUCACACACAGGAUGAACGGUAAGAAGCCAAGAUGGAUGAUCGAUGAAGUCCACAAGGAUUUGAUGGACGUUUUGGAAAAUGAUGAAGACUACAAGAAGAGGUCCGCACAAAACAAGAAGAACAGAAGAGGCGGAUCGAUGGACAAUGUGGUUGAGCCAACCCAUUACCAGGGUUCAAUUUCAUCUGUACAACAUGCUAAAAGGAUGGUGUGUUUGUUUUUUAGGCAAUUGAAAAAGACAACAAUUAUGGUUACAUUGAAAUGAUAAGCUUAAUUUGGUUUGGUGCAUGUACGUUCAAAGGCGGCGAAAAACAAUGGCCAGUUACCAACUGCACAUGAUCUUUUCAUGAAGACACACUUCAAGGAGAUCCCUGGGAAAGGAAAGGUGCCAGCAAAUGCCAAAGUCAAGAACAUUGCGGAGAACUACCAGAAGAAUGUUGAAGAAGCCACCACUCAAGGGAUUAAAAAGAGUCCUAAUGAGUUGUUUUGGGAGAGUGUGGGUGGUCUCAACAAGAAGGGUCGAGUGAGGGGACUUGGCCAAAGUGCAGAGCUGUACUUUGGCAACCGGACGGGUCGAGGUUCUAGGUCUUCACAACAGUACACACCGUCUGUUGUUAGUCAGAUGCAAGACCAGAUGGACCAUAGGGUGGAGGCUCUUCGUAGUGAGAUACGCAAUGAACUCCGGAGUGAAAUACGAAGUGAACUUCGAAGUGAAAUGGAAGUUGAGAUACAAGCUCAAAUUCAAGCUGAAGUAGCCCAAAUGGAAAGGAGAGCUGAGGAGAGGUGGAAUGACUUCAUCAGACGAUUUGGCAACGACACCUGUUCCACCAUUCAGCCUCAUCGACAAGACCCUAGGGAUGACCCGGGUAGUGGAGGAGCAAGCCAGGGUACCCCUGCAGUUUUUUAGCCUAGCUUAGGUUUAUGUAGUACGGACAAGUAGUUAAUUAGAAUUUAUGUAGCAUUUGAUGAUUUUCCCGCUUUUGUAGAAUUACUAUACAUUAUGUAGCUUUUAGAUAUGUUUAACUUCAGAAUAGCUUUUGUGGAAAUAUAUAUAUUUAUAUUUCCAAAAUUGGUUUAUGAUUUUAAUUUUCACAGGUAUUAGGUGCAGGAACAUAGGUUAUUAAUGCUGGACAACUAGAAUUUUGGCUUUGUGAAAUAUAUUAUGCGACGGAAAUAAUUAAUAUUUAGUUUGU
Chenopodium quinoa (quinoa) is the source of this 2204-nucleotide messenger RNA. RefSeq lists its product as uncharacterized. The coding region runs from base 1358 to 1918 and encodes 186 amino acids. The record is from RefSeq and is a predicted model, not a curated record. The transcript has 2 exons. Lineage: Eukaryota; Viridiplantae; Streptophyta; Magnoliopsida; Caryophyllales; Amaranthaceae.